Molecule: messenger RNA, 2720 nt
Organism: Perognathus longimembris pacificus (Pacific pocket mouse)
Lineage: Eukaryota; Metazoa; Chordata; Mammalia; Rodentia; Heteromyidae
Gene: Znf691
Product: zinc finger protein 691
Exons: 13
Coding region: 253-2220 (655 amino acids)
Biological process (GO): regulation of transcription by RNA polymerase II
Molecular function (GO): RNA polymerase II cis-regulatory region sequence-specific DNA binding; DNA-binding transcription factor activity, RNA polymerase II-specific
Source: RefSeq, a predicted model, not a curated record
UUGCUUGUUUGUAGGGGUAGCCAGAAGACUAGGGUAGAGGGAGCCCCUGGCUUCGGCUUUGGUCUUUAGAACAGAAUAUGAACUUUUCCCAGGCCAACUUCUCCAAGCCCUUCCUGCUACUCUUGCCUGAUGUCUGACCUUCCGCAUGGGGUGAGAGAAUUCCCAGCUUAGAGACUCCAAUUCUGGCACUAAGGGACAAGGAUCUCUGAUUCCAACAUCGGUCAAGCUCACCGGCUCUCUGCCCUAGUGUGGAUGAGGAUGGCAAGUUCCUCUGGCUCCGGGCUCCUUAGCUGCCUCCUCCCCCUCUUCCUCCAGGUGUCUGCACCACUGUCAGGCGAUGCCGGCAGGUUCCACCUGGCGCCGCUAGGGGGCACGGCCGAGCUGCCCUGCCCGCUCUCGCUCUGGCCUGGGAUGCGGCCCGAGGAGGUGCGGUGGCAGCGCCCCUCGCCCCUGCAGCGCCCGCGGGCCGUGCACGUGUUCCGCAACGGGGAGAGCAGGGAGGAAGAGCUGGUGCCGCAAUAUGCGGGCCGGACGGAGCUGGUGGGAAACGCCCAGGAGGGAAGUGUCGCCCUGAAGAUCCACAACGUGAGCCUCGAGGACCGAGGACUCUACCAGUGUCAGAUCCGGAUCGGGAACCUGAGUCGAGAGGGCUCGGUGACGCUGCAGGUGGCAGUUCUAGGCUCUGAUCCUUACAUCCACGUGAAGAGCUACGAUGCCGGGUGGAUCCAGCUGGUGUGCAGGUCAAUAGGCUGGUUCCCGAAGCCUCGGGCCCAAUGGAGAGACCCAAAUGGUGGAGUGUUUGUAUCCCUGUCAGAGGUCCAUUCCCUGGAUGAAACCGGCCUCUUCCGAACAGCAGUGUCCAGCAGAGUGAGGGACAGCACUUUGGGGAACGUGUCCUGUACUGUCCGCAAUGAGGUCCUUGGCCAAGAAAAGACCGCAGCCAUGGUCAUAGAAGCCCCAUCUCCAGGAAGUAUUUCUCCCUCAGCGGUGGCUCUUGCUACCAUCCUGCCUGUCCUGGUGCUUCUCAUCACAGCAGGCUUUUGCCUUUUGUGGAAGCAAAGAAGAUCAAAAGAGAAGCUUCUCUAUGAACAGGCGAUGGAGGUAGAAAAUCUUCUUGAAGACCAUGCGAAAGAAAAAGGAAGACUUCAUAAAGCCCUCAAGAAACUCCGGAGUGAACUGAAGUUGAAAAGAGCUGCAGCUAACUCAGGCUGGAGAAGAGCCCGGCUACAUUUUGUGGCAGUGACCUUGGAUCCAGAGACAGCACAUCCCAAACUCAUCCUGUCUGAGGACCGAAGAUGUGUGAGGCUUGGUGACAGAAAGCGGCUGGUGCCUGACAACCCCCAGAGAUUUGACUUUGUUGGUUCAGAGAUGGGCAGUGAGAAGGAGCCGAGCCCAGAACCACACCUGCCAGAGGAAGGGGAAGGACUUAAGCUUUGGAGAGUGGAUGGCUCAGAGAGCUCUCGAAUCCUACCUGGGGAGGAACAUGGGCCGGAGAGCCUAUUGAUGGAGGCACCAGGAACACAUCUGGAAAAGCCAUGGCAGGAAGCCCCUGCCCCAACUGGAGGACCUGAGGACCCCAUUGCUCAUCCAAGGCCAGGAGAAGACGAGAAGCCCUUUUUAUGUGCCCAGUGUGGCAAAACCUUCAACAACAUCUCGAGCCUCAGGACACACCAGCGCAUCCACACUGGCGAGAAGCCAUACAAGUGCUCGGAAUGCGGCAAGAGCUUCUCCCGAAGCUCCAACCGCAUCCGCCACGAGCGGAUCCACCUGGAGGAGAAGCACUACAAGUGUCCCAGGUGCCAGGAGAGCUUCCGGCGGCGCUCGGACCUCACCACGCACCAACAGGACCACAUGGGCCUGCGGCCCUACCGUUGUGACACCUGCGGCAAGAGCUUCAGCCAGAGCGCCACGCUGGCGGUGCACUACCGCACCCACCUGGACCCGGCGCCCUACAUCUGCUGCGAAUGUGGGAAGAGCUUCAGCAACAGCUCCAGCUUCGGGGUGCACCACCGCACCCACACGGGCGAGAGGCCUUACGAGUGCAUGGAGUGCGGGAGGACGUUCAGUGACAUCUCCAACUUCGGCGCGCACCAGCGGACCCACAGAGGGGAGAAACCCUAUCGCUGCACCCUGUGCGGGAAACACUUCUCCCGGAGCUCCAACCUCAUCCGACACCAGAAGACACACAUGGGUGAGCAGACAGGAAGGGAUUCCAGCUGAACCGAGCCCCAUGGAGAAAGAGAGGGAGGGAGGCCAGGGAAGGCCCCACCUAUGGAGAGGAAAAAGGCCUUUAGAAGUGGCUGUGGCCAUCCAGACCGCGAGCCCUCCAUCCAUCUUAGAGAAUGGUUUCCUGUUGCCUCUGAAGCCUCGAUCUCCAGCAAGUCCAGAAGAUGAGUGAAAAUCCUUGCCUCCUCCCAGGAAAAAGUUAGAAGACACAAUCUUGAUUUUUUUCCCUCCUUGGGCGUGGAAGAAGUAUGUUAGCUCAGGACGUGUUUCUGUCCCUGGAGCGGCAGUCUGUUGGCCUUUGAGAAAGUGCCUGUGAGAUGUCACCUCUGAGGGGCCCCCACAUUGUCUGUGAACUGCUUAGGAUGCACUGCAGUGGCCUGCUUUCCCACCAGUCCUGACCUGAGUGCUUCUAGAGCUCUAGGCUGGGAGGAGUGGCCCUCCUAAGGGAAGGGGCCUCCAUGGUCUGAGGAGAGGUGUGGGGACCUGCCUUAGGA